AUGGGUAAAUGUGCUGAAAGACGCGAUAUCGAGUUCAAGACCCUCGAUGGCUUGACUCUCCGUGGCUGGUUCUAUCCAGCGGGAACAAAAGACAAAAAGACGCCUGCAAUAAUCAUCACACACGGCUGGUCCAUGGUGAAAGAAAUGUACCUCGACACCCUCGCCGAACGCUUCCAAGAAAUCGGUCUUGCCUCACUUGUCUACGACCACCGAAGCUUGGGAUCCAGCGACGGCACCCCGCGCUUUGAGGUUGAUGCCCAUAACCAAGCCAAAGACACGCACGAGGCCAUAUCCUAUGUCAUGAGUCUCCCCGAAGUCGACCCCACCAAGAUCGCCAUCUGGGGCUAUAGUCUCUCCGGAAGCCACGGCGUUAGAGUCGCCGCAGUAGAUAGAAGAGUCAAGGCCCUCAUCACCCUCUCGCCCAUGCUGUCUAGUGUCCGCCUACUCAACCGCAUGGUCCUCCGUGAUGCCAGAGCCGGGCUAGACAAGACCCUCAUGGACGACCGCGAAGCCCGCGCCAGGGGCGAGGAGCCUACGUACGGCCGAAUCACUAGCCCUAGCCGGGACGAACCAGCGUUCCUACCGUUCGCAGAUGCGAAUUCGCUUCUUCUGAGGUUGAAGGCCACCGUGGCGCCAAACUGGGAGAACAGACAUACACUACAGAGCAUAUUCAAUCUGCAGACGUACGACCCAUCGGGCUAUGUCGAGGCUGUGGCGCCGACGCCGUGGUUGAUGUUCCAAGCGGACAAUGACAUGAUAACGGUGCCAGACGUGGAGCUGGGAAUGUUUGAGAAGGCGAGGCAGCCGAAGGAGUUUGAGCUGUAUCAUGGCGGCCAUUUUGAUCCGUUUGAGGGUGAGGUAUUUGAGGGUAUACUGGCGACGAUGGUGGAGUUUUUGAAGAGACGUUUGAAGUUUUAG
Molecule: messenger RNA, 918 nt
Organism: Morchella importuna
Lineage: Eukaryota; Fungi; Ascomycota; Pezizomycetes; Pezizales; Morchellaceae
Exons: 2
Coding region: 1-918 (305 amino acids)
Source: RefSeq, a predicted model, not a curated record